GCCGAGAGGGAGGGAAGAGGGAGGAGAGAGGGCUGCGGAGAGCCGGAGAGGGAAAGGGGAGGAGAAGAAGGAAAACCCCUGUCAAGGAGGUGGAGCGAGGGGGUGGUGUCCGCCUCCUGUUCCUCCCUGCCGUCUUUUAGAGGAGUCUGAACCGGGACAAAACACGCCGAGACCGACAGACACAAAGCCGGGGGGUCCACGCUGGCGCUGGAGGCGAGCCCCGGCGGCCCGCGAGCGAGCCCGAGGCGCGGCGGGGCGCGGGGCGCGGGGGGCGCUAGCGGGGCGCGGGCCGAGCCGGGGCCGGGCACCUCGGCCGCUCGGGCCGCGGCGGCGGGGACCAUGCGAGGAAAGUCUCCUGAGCCCGGCAACUUCGGCCCCCUCCCCGCCCCCACCCGUGCUGCCCUCCGCGCGGCCCUGCCCAUGUGCAGCCGGCCGGCGGGGCUCUCCUCCUCGCAGGCGGAUGGGUGACCUUUUCCUGGCUCGGGCAGGCUGUGCGAGGCGGCGGAGCAGGCGAUGAAGAAGAAGCAGCAGUAUCCCGGCGGCGGCGCGGAUGCCUGGCCCCAUGGGGCCCCUCUGGGGGGCGCCCCUGCGGGCCUGGGCAGCUGGAAGCGCCGGGUCUCCCUGCUGCCUUUCCUGCGCUUCUCCCUCCGGGACUACGGCUUCUGCAUGGCCACCCUGCUGGUCUUCUGCCUGGGCUCCCUCUUCUAUCAGCUCAGCGGGGGACCCCCUCGCUUCCUGCUCGACCUGCGGCAGUAUUUGGGAAAUUCCACUUACUUGGAUGAUCAUGGACCACCUCCUAGUAAGGUGCUACCUUUCCCCAGCCAGGUGGUGUACAACAGAGUAGGCAAGUGUGGGAGUCGUACUGUGGUCUUGCUUCUGAGAAUCUUGUCGGAAAAGCACGGAUUCAAUUUGGUCACGUCAGACAUUCACAACAAAACCAGGCUUACUAAAAAUGAACAAAUGGAACUGAUUAAAAAUAUAAGUACUGCCGAACAGCCCUAUUUAUUCACUCGACAUGUUCAUUUCCUCAACUUCUCAAGGUUUGGAGGAGACCAGCCUGUCUACAUCAACAUCAUUAGAGACCCCGUCAACCGGUUUUUAUCUAACUAUUUUUUCCGUCGAUUUGGAGACUGGAGAGGGGAACAGAAUCACAUGAUCCGCACCCCCAGCAUGAGGCAGGAGGAGCGCUACCUGGAUAUCAAUGAGUGCAUUCUUGAAAACUAUCCUGAGUGUUCCAACCCCAGAUUAUUUUACAUCAUUCCAUAUUUUUGUGGACAGCAUCCCAGAUGCAGGGAGCCUGGUGAGUGGGCCCUUGAAAGAGCAAAGUUGAACGUGAAUGAAAACUUCCUGCUUGUGGGGAUUCUCGAAGAGUUGGAAGACGUGCUGCUUUUACUGGAAAGAUUUUUACCUCAUUACUUCAAGGGUGUGCUCAGUAUCUACAAAGACCCAGAGCAUAGGAAACUUGGAAAUAUGACUGUGACCGUGAAGAAGACUGUCCCCUCCCCCGAAGCCGUGCAGAUUCUCUACCAGCGAAUGAGAUACGAGUAUGAGUUCUACCACUACGUCAAAGAGCAGUUCCACCUGCUGAAGCGCAAGUUUGGACUGAAGUCCCACGUCAGCAGGCCCCCUCUGAGACCCCAGUUCUUUAUUCCAACUCCACUGGAAACCGAGGAGCCGAUCGAUGACGAGGAGCAAGAUGACGAGAAGUGGCUAGAAGAUAUUUAUAAGAGGUGAUGCCAGCACUGUGUUGCCUCCACCGGCUGUAUCUCCCUUUUCCAGAAAGUUCUUUUGUGGGGGGGGAGGAAAAAUCCUUAAGGGACUAAAUUAAUGCUCAGCUGCAUUAAAAAGAACAAAACAUGCCCAUAUGUUGGGGUCAUGGGGAGAUGCCUGGUUUUGCGGGUCUCACUUGUCUGACUGCAUUGUGUCUUCCUGGCUCCUUGGGUCCUAUCCCAGGUACACUAGAUGGUGCCAUCAUGGGGCAUCCCAUCAAAACAUAGCUUUUCCCUCUAACAUCAUGAAAGGAGGGGGAGAAAUAGAGCCCAUGGCCCAGUAACUUAUCAUUUGUAAAAUGACUUGUAAAAAUAUUACCUCAGUGGUAGGACACAUCCAGACUUACCUAUUUCGGUAGAAAGACAAAACCACUUCAGAGACCAGGGAAUCCACUCUAGAAGGAUCUAAGAGGAGAAGCUAAGACUGAUAAGGACCUCAAAAGGGAGGAUGCCCUUGGAUGAGUGGUUUCUGCCCCCGUGGGUAGAAUUCUGCCUCUGGUCCAUCUCAGGGGACACCUUCACCAAGAGCAGCGUACUUAUCUCUGAAAGGAGUCAGCUCUUGCCACACCCCCAACCCAUCUAGAGCCUCGGGUACCUUUCAAGGUCAAGGGGCACGGCAAGCUCCAUUGAGACACUCCCUUUCCAAGCACUAUUCUGACAGAUAUCAAAGCAGUGUAGCAGGGAAAAGAAUUUGUUUGCUAUGUAAGGAAGACUGUAGGCGAGACAGAGCAACUCUGGAGGUCAUGUGACAUCAGGAAAAUGGUACGGUUGUGUUCUUUGCACCCAGUAUGAAACAUCUCUCUCCCCAGCAUGCUUUCACUGGAAACCCAGGAACCAGUUUAGCUCUGGCAUUUGGCGGCUGUGGGCAGAAGUUCUAAGCCUGACCACAGACGACGAUGCAUAAUCUACCAGGCAAACCCUUGGCCCCAGUUGGGUCCACAGUCACUGGCAUCUUUCACCUUUGGUCCCUUGAGAGGUACCUGGUUUUGGUAAAAAAAAAAAAAAGGGGGGGCGUCCUGAGUUCUACUCAGGCAGCUGUGAAACCACAGUCCCAUUUCUUAUGGAAGCAGCUCUCUCCUGAGAACGCUUAUUAAGACAUUAAGAAGAGAAGAAGCAAGAGCUUCUGGUAAGUGUCUGCCUGACCAGCUCUCUGAGUAGGUGUCUCCCCGCAGAGUAGUCUGCAUAGCUGUUGGGCAGUUCCAUUGCUCCAAAUAUCUCUUCUCCCCAUUUCUCUCCCGUCAUCUGCCACCUAUUCAUGAUCCUGUGGGUCUUCGGCUUCUGAAAUGUUUUCAUCGUUAACUGCUCCCUCCUCCCCAGCCCUGAAUAUACAUAUAUUCCUGGGUGGAUAACAUACAGCCAACCGAGAAGCAAGGGUGCAGGUGGUGAUGGUAGGCAGGAUACUUGCAUCAGAUCUUGUCUCCUUCAUGUUUUUUCCCCUAGAGCCGGUCCUUUCAAAGCACUAGCAAAGUGUGAGUUGGGAACACUUAAUAGUAAAUAAGACUGACUUUACACAAGCUACACAUUUUCUACUUUUCAGAAACCAACAAGUCUCUCUAGAGUUUUUUCUUCGUUCACUAAAACUGGACGGUAGCCAAGAUAUAAAGCAAGUCCUUUGGAACCUGUCGAGUGAGCACUAAAGCUACUUUAUCAUGAGAUGUACUGAGAAGGCUCCGCCCCACAGGAGUCCAGCGAAGGCUGGGACCACAGAGGCACAAAAUCAGCAUUUGGCCACUGGUGGGCCUCCUUUCUGCCUCAGAGAACUGGGGCAGAGACGUGCUUAAGAAAAAUGUUCUUAGAAGAGGAAAUAUCCUUUGUCCUGUUGAGAGAGGCCAGGGCCCUACCAUUAGGCCUACCUUAAAAAGCAACACAGAGAACCGCUGUCCUAUUGAAAACAAAAACAAGAACGACAGCCUGGUACAUGGUGAGUCAUUUCUCUGAAACUGCACAUAAAGAAUGAUAAUUAGUUCACACACUGUACAAGCUCACUCUCUGAAAAUAAAAUUGAAUUGGCUUCGUGGUUUCUCUUUGUCAGAACAUCAGGACCACUGGUCAUGUUAGCAAUGCGUCAUCCCCCGAGUUCACAUGAGCACUGGGUGUCCAAAGGCAUUUAUUGUCAGCAGUGAUCCUGAUAACAUCCCAGGAAAAGAUGCUGACGGAUUCACUUGCAGGGCCUUACUGUUACUCUGUCCCAACAAAUAGCCUCUACGUCCUGAUAGUCAAGGCACUUCAUCAGUUUAUUGGCACACAUGACAACAUUUCUUUGGCCCUGAGCCCAACGCAGUUUGUACUUCAUGAAAUAUAUUGUACAUUUUACAUAGUUUAAUUUAAAAAAUACAUUUUAAGCUGGUUGAUCUUUGACUGCCUUAUUUAUUAUAACCUUUCAGCACAUUCCAAGGUUUUAGUUACUCAGGAAGGAGUUAAUUAAAAUGAUUUUUAUUUUGGUCUGAUGGAUGUUUUUUAAAAGGAAAAUUAUUAUUAUGAACCUUCAGCCUACUUUCCUUGAGUGCCGUAAAAGUGCUUGUAAAUCUUUUUUUUUUUUAAGAAGAAGAAGGAAAAAAAUGGUGUUUGACAUGGAUGGAAAUUCAAAAAUAUAUAUGGAACUGAAACAUUAGCUUAGCUAAAAUAAAAGCAAUCUGUGUUUGAGAUGAAGUGUUCCUUAACUUAUUCAUUAUUCAUAUAAAUAAAUGAAUAUAAAUAA
Molecule: messenger RNA, 4467 nt
Organism: Zalophus californianus (California sea lion)
Lineage: Eukaryota; Metazoa; Chordata; Mammalia; Carnivora; Otariidae
Gene: UST
Product: uronyl 2-sulfotransferase
Exons: 8
Coding region: 514-1734 (406 amino acids)
Cellular component (GO): membrane
Molecular function (GO): sulfotransferase activity
Source: RefSeq, a predicted model, not a curated record